AUGUCGAGAACUGCUGACAUCGUGGUUUUGCCAUCGAAUUUGAAAUUCUGUCGCCUCACUUGGGAAUCGUCUGGGGAUAUUAUACAAAAGGUGGCGAGCUAUGAAGCGGUGCACCGAGUGCAUGGGCUGGUUGAUAUAAGACGACGACUUGGACUACAUAGAAGAUGUUUCUACUUCCUUCAUGAAGCCUUACCAAGAGAGUCGCUGGUAAUCGUUCACGUUGCUCUUACCGAUCAAAUUGCAUCAAAUGUACAAAAUAUCACAAAAGACGAGGAUCUGAACUACCCGGAGGCUAAUGAUAGUACGGCUAUUUAUUACUCGAUCACUUCGACGCAAAAAAGCUUGUCCGGUGUUGAUCUUGGAAAUCUUCUGAUAAAAAGUGUGGCUGCUCAAAUUUCGAGAGAGGAACCACAAAUCAACACUCAUGCAACACUUUCACCGAUUCCCGGCUUUCGUUCAUGGCUUUUGCGAGCUUUAAAAGAACCGCAGAAUUUUGGAAAUGUUAUCAGCGACUUUUGCCUUGAACAUCUUACUUCAAUCACCAAGCAGAAAGUUGACCCAGCGCAGGCUAGAAAACUUUUGUUGAACUUGUUGUGCAAUGAACGCAUUGAGUUGGAGAAGAUUGAAAUAGUGAAGCCGAUACUACAGCGAUUAUGUGCUCAAUAUUUAUGCGUGGAAAAGCGGAAUGGCUAUGCGUUAAAUCCAGUUACGAACUUUCACUUGCGAAAUGGUGCCGAAGUCUUUCGAGUGAAUUGGCGAGGUGAUACGAGUGCCCGUGGUCUCUACAACAGUUUUGGUCUUAUGGUUAAUUACAGAUAUGUACUGGAAAAUGUGAAUACGAAUUCGUCAAAUUAUGUGAAUAAAAAAGUUGUCGCUAUUGAUUCGCAAGUUAAAAAUUUAUUAUUUGAUCCAAUGGAUUUUGCUGGACAAAAUGUGUGGAAUGACUACACAUGCGAUCAGGGUAAUUGGGAAAAUUUCUCUUCCAAUGAUUUUCCCCUUGCAAAUCAGUGGCGAGCACCAAGACCGGUGAAGGUCGCUCAGCGGAAGGCACCACCAACUGUCGGCGCUGAUGGAUUAACAAAAGCGGAAAGAAGACAGAAAAAUCGUGAAGCUGCGGAGGCGGCUCGGGCAGCAAAAGUUGAGCGCAAGUUGGCUAACAUCAGAAGACAAGAGGAAACGAAGAAACUUCAGACUGAGAAAAAGAAUCAAAAGGCUCAAAAGGAGUGCGAUCGAUCGAUGCAACAGCUUAAUAGGCGAGAAACGCGAAAGUGC
This is a messenger RNA of Mesorhabditis belari, 1272 nucleotides long. The record is from the annotation of a GenBank genome assembly. NCBI's taxonomy places the organism in Eukaryota, Metazoa, Nematoda, Chromadorea, Rhabditida, Rhabditidae.